Messenger RNA from Letharia columbiana, 1518 nucleotides. RefSeq lists its product as uncharacterized. The transcript has 2 exons. The record is from RefSeq and is a predicted model, not a curated record. Gene Ontology annotation, molecular function: oxidoreductase activity, acting on paired donors, with oxidation of a pair of donors resulting in the reduction of molecular oxygen to two molecules of water. The coding region runs from base 1 to 1518 and encodes 505 amino acids. Gene Ontology annotation, biological process: lipid metabolic process. NCBI's taxonomy places the organism in Eukaryota, Fungi, Ascomycota, Lecanoromycetes, Lecanorales, Parmeliaceae.
AUGUCAACCGUAGCAUUCUCACGUAAGAGUGUCUUGCAGACUCCAGUCGUAGAGUCUCUACCCUCAUCCUCCUCAAAUUCCAUCUCAGCGACUCCCGACCGCACACCCUCUCAAUCUCACUCCUCAACCUCUCUUUCCUCACUUGCUUCAGACAGUGAGGUCGACGUCCAAAAAUCCGCGGGAAAUUUGGUCAAUAACAAACAGUCAAGCGACUUGGUUGAUACGAAACUGUCAGGUCAAUCGGUCACUUCGGAAGCGCAAUAUGGCAGAUUGGUUGACACCUAUGGCAAUGAAUUCCAAGUUCCGGAGUUCACCAUCAACGAUGUUCGUGCUGCUAUUCCCAAGCAUUGCUUUGAGCGCUCGGCGGCCCGGGGCUUGAUGUACGUUGCCAGGGAUAUUUUCUCCCUUGCUACCACCUUCGCUCUCUUUCAUCUAUUGUGGACUCCGGCAAACGUUCCUUCGGAUAGCGUCCGUGCAGCUGGAUGGGCACUUUAUACUUUCAUUCAGGGAUGCUUUGGUACCGGUUUGUGGGUCAUGGCCCAUGAAUGUGGCCACCAGUCUUUCUCUCCCUCCAAGACACUGAACGACACUGUCGGCUUCAUUUGUCACUCGGCACUCCUGGUCCCCUAUUUCUCUUGGAAGAUCUCUCAUGGCAAGCACCACAAGGCGACCGGACACCUGGAACGUGACAUGGUUUUUGUCCCUAAGACUCGCGAGCAGUAUGCGUCAAGGAUUGGAAGGGCUGCCCAUGAAUUAGCUGAGCUUGCCGAGGAGACUCCCAUCGUCACUGCGGGCUCUCUCAUUGGUCAGCAGCUUGCGGGAUGGAUCUUGUACCUCUCCCUUAACACAACUGGUCACAACAGUCAUACCCGUCAGAAAGAAGGUCGUGGUCAGGGCAAGAAGAACGGCUGGGGUGGUAAUGUCAACCAUUUUGAUCCCUCAAGCCCUUUGUAUGAGGCCAAGGACAGCAAGUUGAUUCUCGCGAGCGAUUUGGGGCUGGCUGCGGCAGCCGGAAUUCUUAUCCUGAUUGGGAAGAAUUUUGGCUGGGCGAACUUGGCUGUGUGGUAUUUCCUUCCAUAUCUGUGGGUCAAUCACUGGCUGGUUGCAAUCACCUACCUUCAGCAUACCGAUCCCUCCCUCCCUCAUUAUGAGGACGCUGGUUGGAACUUCGCUCGCGGCGCUCUUGCAACCGUCGACCGUGAAUUCGGCUUCAUCGGUCGGACCCUCAUGCACGGCAUUGUCGAGACGCACGUCCUUCACCACUUUGUCUCCACCAUCCCUUUCUAUAACGCCGACGAGGCCUCCGAAGCCAUCAAGCCCAUCCUGGGUCGUCACUACCGCUCCAACGUUGAAGGCGGUCCCUGGGGUUUCAUUAAGGCUAUGUGGACGACUGCUCGAACUUGCCAGUGGGUCGAGCCCUCCGAGGGCGCUGAGGGACUCGGCAAAAGCAUCCUUUUCUUCCGCAACCGCAAUGAUAAUGGUCUCCCACCUGCGAAAAUGACUCCGCUCGAAUCCUGA